UUCUGUUUCUGUCUGCCCUCGGAGGAGAGGCCGCUCACCUGCAGAGAGAGAGAGGACACUGAGGACCUGGAAGGGGUCUCUGCUGCAUGAGACGAACGGGAAACCGUGAACAGCGACUGCCAAAGGAUGUCACACCAAACUGGGAUUAAUGCUGCACCGGAGCUCAGACAGUUCUUGGCUCAAGCCAGAAGAGGCUCCAUCAGAAUAAUGAAGAUCAUAAUCAGCAAUGAGGAGCUGGUGUUGGAUUCCUUCAGAGAGCCGGUGCAGAGCUGGGACAAAGACUACGAUCAGUUUGUGCUUCCUCUUCUCACGCCUCAGGAGCCCUGCUACAUCCUUUACCGCCUGGAUUCCCAGAAUGCACAGGGAUACGAGUGGAUGUUCAUCUCAUGGUCACCGGACCAGUCGCCAGUGAGGCAGAAGAUGAUGUACGCUGCGACCCGUGCCACACUGAAGAAAGAGUUUGGAGGAGGUCACAUCAGAGGCGAAAUGUUCGGCACAGUCGAGGACGAUUUGUGCUUUCAGGGAUACAUGCGCCACCGUUCCUCCUGCUCCUCUCCAGCUCCUCUAACGUCGACCGAGCAGGAACUGCAACGAAUCAAAAUCACAGAGGAUAAAGUUGUCUGGGAGGAACGGAGAAAAAUUGGAACCCCAACAGCGCGAGCGAGGGUCACAAUGGAGUUUGGUUUAGACAAGAGAGCACAGACUCUUCAGGGUCUCGCGUUCCCUUUACAGGAAGACGCCCAACGAGCUCUGCAGCAGCUCAAGCACAAACGCAUCAACUACAUCCAGCUGAGGGUGGAUGUAGAGAGAGAGACGAUCGAGCUGGUUCACACCGAACCCACAGAAACCCACGAGCUUCCCUUCAGGAUUCCCACAGACUCCCCUCGAUAUCACUUCUUUGUCUUCAAGCAUUCCCAUCAAGGCCAGCUGCAGGAGGCGCUGGUGUUCAUAUACUCGAUGCCUGGCUACACCUGUAGUAUCAAGGAGCGGAUGCUGUACUCCAGCUGUAAGAACCGGUUACUGGACGAGGUGGAGCGAGACUACCAGCUGGAAGUCACCAAGAAGAUGGAAAUAGACAGCGGCGACGGUCUGACAGAAGACUUCCUGUACGAGGAGGUGCACCCCAUGGAGCACACCUUGAAGCAGGCCUUCGCUAAGCCCAGAGGCCCAGGAGGGAAGAGGGGCAACAAGCGCCUCAUCAAGGGGACAGGAGAGAACGGGGAGGAAAAUUAGACCCUCUAAUCAGAUCCACAGAAGUUUAGAAAUGUUGAAGAAAUGAUCUGCCGUUUCACUGCUAACCUUCAGGUCACCGGUUCUCUAUUUUCAUUUCAAAGCAAAGUUUUUAAAGUGAAAUUGAAUGAAAUGUAGAUCUCAGAUCCAUCACUGAGUCAGUCAACACAGCCAGGGUUUUCACACAUCCACAUCAAACAUCUGAAAGUGAAUUUUACCGCCAACUACAUGACCAACACCAAUUUGGCCUGCUGUUAAUGUUGGUACAGCAUAUUUCUGUGGAAAUCUGAAUGCCUUUGAAGAUGUACAGUACACUCAAUAGUUAUUGUUAACUGUGCAGGAAACCUUGAAGCAAAUUAAUCUUUUAUCUCAGUAGCAGGAGAAAACAAACAAACUUUAAUUUUAUCACAUUUAUUCUGUGGAGAAACACAGCUGGAGAUCACUAACCCCACACUGCUUGUGUAAAAUAAAUGUUA
Molecule: messenger RNA, 1706 nt
Organism: Poeciliopsis prolifica (blackstripe livebearer)
Lineage: Eukaryota; Metazoa; Chordata; Actinopteri; Cyprinodontiformes; Poeciliidae
Product: twinfilin-2-like
Exons: 11
Coding region: 127-1233 (368 amino acids)
Biological process (GO): positive regulation of neuron projection development; actin filament depolymerization; regulation of lamellipodium assembly
Cellular component (GO): actin filament; cytoplasm; myofibril
Molecular function (GO): actin monomer binding; actin filament binding
Source: RefSeq, a predicted model, not a curated record